GGUCAGUCAAAGAGAAUAAUUAGCCGGGCUACAAAAUUAAAAAAACUUUAAUGGUAGCUCAGCAAACUACACAUCUUACAUUUGCAUGCAGAUUAUGACUCAGUGAGUGAGGAACGGACUGUAUGACCCUGGACGUUUCAGUCAAGGAUGUUUAAAAGUGAAGGUGAUUCUAUCUGUGCUGAUUUUUCACUGAGAGGGUCCGUCAUCCUGCUUCUUCUGGGCUUAUGUAAUGCACAAGCCAGUUGCGAAUUCGGUAAAUGCUCUUCCUCGCCCUCUGCAGGCGUGAAGGUGAACUGCAGCUCUCAAGGUUUGACACACAUGCCCCACUUUCCGUCAGGUACUACAGAAAUCUACCUCCAAGAGAAUGAACUGGCUACAGUUCCACCAGGGUAUUUUGACAGGUUGCAGAACCUGCAACUGGUGAACCUUUCUGGAAAUCCUUUCCAUUGUGGAUGUGCGAUCCAAUACUUGCGUAACUGGCUGAAGGAACACAGCGCCAUAGCAACAACCAUCACCUGUGCUAGUCCAGUUACCCUGGCAAACAAAAAAAUCACUGAUCUUACUGAUGCAGAUUUAUCCUCCUGUAUCCCCAAACCUUGCUCUGGGACUUUGUUCAAUACUUUUAUGAUAUUUGCUCUUUGUGUUCUAAUUAUUUUGCUAGUCUGGAGUCUGAGACUUGCGAAAACAUCCACCUUCAUCCUAGGCAUAUAUGAGAGACACUCUGGCUUUGAGGCAGAGUCUCUGCGCUCUCUCAAACCAAAACACAAAAAGAGACUUCAGAACAUUCUAGAAGAUGAGAACAUAUUCACCAGUCCGAAUGAAGAACCUGAGCAACCUCUGCUCAACAUGGAGAUUUUACCACAAAUACUGGAUGUUUUACAUAAGAAACACAACAUUAAGAUAAAGGCAGUGUGACCAAAAUGAGCAGAAUUUCAGUUGUGUGCCUCUAUGUUCAUAUUCUCUGUUUUAGACACAGUAAUUGCAGGAAAAUGAACCACCAAUACCAUAGUACCAAACUGGACAAACACACAGUCUGUGUAUAACAGUCCAAGUUGAGAGGACAGACUUCUGUGCUGAUGAGUGUGACAAUUUGCAGUCCAGAUUUUCAUUGUACUUUGCUUUGUAAAUAUCAUGCAAUUACACCACUCUCUUAACAAAGCUCUUUAUUCCAACCCAGCAAAGUACAUGGCUACAUAA
Messenger RNA from Chanos chanos (milkfish), 1197 nucleotides. RefSeq names its product glycoprotein IX platelet (gene gp9). The transcript has 2 exons. Bases 148 to 915 code for a protein of 255 amino acids. Lineage: Eukaryota; Metazoa; Chordata; Actinopteri; Gonorynchiformes; Chanidae. The record is from RefSeq and is a predicted model, not a curated record.